AUGUCUCUAGUUAUAGUGGGUAUUGGUGGCCCCUCCUCAUCUGGAAAAACCACUGUUGCUAGAGCUCUUUAUCUGCUUCUUCCUAAGGCGACCCUCAUACACCUAGACGAUUUUUACUACCCGGACGAUCAGAUUCCAAAUGACCACACCCACAAUGUUGCUAACUGGGACUGUCCUGAGGCUAUAGAGUGGGAGAAGUUCAGCAAUUACAUCAAAGAGCUUCGGAAAAGCGAUGGCGCCAACCUUCCGGUGAAAAGCUUAGAAAUGGAUACGCCAUUGAGGUUGGACGAGAAGGAUGUGGCUGAGUUGAAGCCUGCAGUGGAUGUCUUUCUCGAGCUGAUAAGCGGAAAACGCUUGAUCUUUGUGGAAGGGUUCAUGUUAUUCCAUGACGAGGCAAUUCUGCUGUUGUUUGACAAGAAAUUGUUCUUUCAUGGCCCCCACGAUGUCUUGAAAGAUAGAAGAGAGUCUAGGCCUGGGUAUCAGACAGUCGACGGGUUCUGGGAGGAUCCUCCAAAUUACUUCGACAACAUCGUCUGGCCCGAGUACAAGAGAACACACAAGCAUUUAUUUGAGAAUGAGGAUGUCGAAACGAAGCUUACUGAGCAGUCGAAACUGCUUGGAAUCGCCGACUUCAACAACGAUGGUACCUCCAAUCUCUUGCAAAUGACUCGCUGGGCCCUACAGCAAAUGUCCCUCUAG
Molecule: messenger RNA, 699 nt
Organism: Candidozyma duobushaemuli
Lineage: Eukaryota; Fungi; Ascomycota; Pichiomycetes; Serinales; Metschnikowiaceae
Product: ribosylnicotinamide kinase
Exons: 1
Coding region: 1-699 (232 amino acids)
Cellular component (GO): cytoplasm
Molecular function (GO): ATP binding; kinase activity
Source: RefSeq, a predicted model, not a curated record